CACAAUUUGCUACUGUUCUACGUUAUUUCAAGCAUAGCCAUGGGUUGGGUUCUUCUUCUUUACUACAAGGAUCCACACGAAUUAUUAGCACCUCUAUGGCUUGUCUCAUUAUUAGUUGGAUCUUUCUAUAUACAAGUAAUAUGUUAUCCUUCGCUACAUUUUUGUGUCAUGCUUGAACGUUUGAGGGCAACAUUGUUUCUAAAUAAAUAUGAAAAUGAGGGAAGAAAAUUGGCAAUUUUUAUGAUAACUAUCACUGUAUGUUACUAGAUAGUACAUCUUGUUUCCAAUUUUCUAACUGAGGGGUUUCGAGUGGUAUACUUAUUGGAAAUUUAAAAUAAAAUAAAAAAACAUUCUGUUUUAACAGUAAGGAGGGGUGAGCGUUAAAUUUUGGCCUUGCGUUUCGUUUUGCGUCUUGCGUUUUGUGAUUUCUCUUUCGCUCACCGCUGAUUUUAAGUAUGAGAUUAACUAU
Molecule: messenger RNA, 469 nt
Organism: Meloidogyne enterolobii
Lineage: Eukaryota; Metazoa; Nematoda; Chromadorea; Rhabditida; Meloidogynidae
Source: the annotation of a GenBank genome assembly